Molecule: messenger RNA, 2451 nt
Organism: Propithecus coquereli (Coquerel's sifaka)
Lineage: Eukaryota; Metazoa; Chordata; Mammalia; Primates; Indriidae
Gene: TIGD4
Product: tigger transposable element derived 4
Exons: 2
Coding region: 807-2345 (512 amino acids)
Cellular component (GO): nucleus
Molecular function (GO): DNA binding
Source: RefSeq, a predicted model, not a curated record
UGUGCGCGGGUCCUAGGCCACCAGCCGGAGCUGGGAGCUUGCGGAGGGCGCUCGGGCCUCAUCUUGAGUGGUCAGAGGUCCUCAGGAGCCCUCCGCGUCCUUUCUUUUUCGUUCACACACCCCGGCCUCAGGGGUUAGGCGUCCUGGCAACAGCCUCUGAGCCGGUGCCUGGCGUGUGGAGGUGGACGUAGCUCACUGGCACGUUACCACAGAAGAGUCAAAGCUUCCUUCUCAGCCACCGCAGAGCAAGAAGAAGAAGAAUAUUUGCUGGCAAGUUCUAGGAGGAGUCUAUCAUUUUCUUCUUUACCAUGAAGAGACUUGGAAAUUAAUGGGUAACAUUUUGCAUGAAAAUUUCUGAACAUUUUUUCUUCUUAUCUCUGAGGACUUCUGUGGAGAAUUAAUAGAAGGUUGAAUGUGUGCAUGUAUAAAAUGGAUCAUCUUAAAGGACUGAAGUUCCAAAAAUAUAUCAGCAGGACUGGACAGGUUUGACAUAAUGAGAUUUCUAUUUUAGCUUGACUUCUAGAGCUCUGGAAUAAACUAUAAACUGAGCUAGCUACACAAGGUUCUAGGAAGGAAGUUUUUCUUCUAAAAUAUUCUAGUUGCAUAUAAUAUUUUUCUUCUUCAGAUGCUUUGAAAAAGUAUAGUCAUCAAUUUCCUGAAGAAUAAGAUUAUUAGACACUUACCAACUUUUAAUACAUGAGGUGGGAUUGAAAGGAGCAAUCUAUAUCAUACUGUUAAACAAAUUUAAUUAAAGAAAUAGACACCAGGAAAUAAGAGGAGAGAUCUCUACAUAAGCAUUGACUGAGAUGGCAGAAGCUUCUGUGGAUGCCUCAACUCUGCCGGUAACAGUGAAAAAAAAGAAAAGCCUGUCCAUUGAGGAAAAGAUCGACAUUAUAAAUGCAGUGGAGAGUGGCAAGAAAAAAGCAGAGAUUGCAGCUGAAUAUGGAAUAAAGAAGAAUUCAUUGUCUUCUAUUAUGAAGAAUAAAGACAAAGUUCUAGAAGCCUUUGAAUCUCUAAGAUUUGAUCCAAAGAGAAAAAGACUGAGAACUGCUUUUUACACAGAUCUGGAAGAGGCAUUAAUGAGGUGGUAUCGAAUUGCUCAGUGUCUAAAUGUACCGGUUAAUGGACCAAUGUUGCGUCUAAAAGCUAAUGAUUUUGCCCAGAAAUUGGGUCAUAAUGAUUUUAAGUGCAGUAAUGGUUGGCUGGAUCGUUUUAAAUCCAGGUAUGGUUUAGUAUUCAGAGCUCAACCUGCAGAAGCUACAGGUGUAUCAGUAGACCCUUCAACUGUCUGGUGCCAAAAUGUACUUCCUUAUUAUUUAAAUGAUUAUCAUCCUAAAAAUGUUUUUAAUAUAAAAGAGACUGGGCUGCUUUAUCGAAUGUUACCUACAAAUACAUUUGCAUUUAAAGGAGAAACAUGCUCAGUUGGAAAGUUAUGCAAAGACAGAAUCACUCUGGUGGUUGGCACAAACAUGGAUGGCUCAGAGAAACUUCCUUUGCUUAUCAUUGGAAAAAACAGAAAUCCACAUUGUUUCAAAGGUAUAAAAUCAUUGCCUGUGUAUUAUGAAGCUAACAGAAUGGCAUGGAUGACCUCAGAUGUAUUUGAACAAUGGAUGCAGAAGCUUGAUGAGAAAUUUCAAGCCCAGCAACGAAGAGUGGUGAUUUUUGUUGAAUCUUUUCCUGCACAUCCAGAGGUAAAGAACCUAAAAUCCAUUGAGUUAGCAUUCUUUCCAUCAUGUUUAUCUUCUAAAUUUAUAGCUAUGAAACAAGGUGUUAUUAAAAACCUUAAAAUCAGAUAUCGACAUUGUCUCAUUAAGAAAUUUUUAAGCUCUGUUGAAGGCAGCAAAGAAUUUACAUUUUCACUACUAGAUGCAGUUGAUACAUUACAUCUAUGUUGGAGGGCUGUAACCCCAGAGACUAUUGUUAAAAGCUAUGAAGAGGCAGGAUUCAAGUUGCAAAAGGAAGAAAGUGACACAACAAAAGCAGAAAAGGCUACUAGUGUUGAUUUGGUUGCCGAUGCUCUGGGAGCAGGGGUGGAAUUUCCUGAAGGUUUAUCUAUAGAAGAGUAUGCUGCACUGGAUGAUGAUUUGGAGACAUGUGAAGCAGCACCAAGUGACGAUACAGUCUUGACCAAAGAGAGUAAAUCAGAUGAAACUGGAUUUUAUACUUCUGAUGAAGAGGAUGAUGGUGGAUCUCUAGAAACUGAACUCCCGUUACCAUCAAAAAAUGACGCAAUAACUGCUUUAGAUACUCUUAAAAAAUUUCUUAGAAGUCAAGAUAUGAAUGAUGGACUUCAUGAUUCUUUAGCAGACCUUGAAAAUUUUAUUAACUCUUUAUCACUUAAGUAGUUAUUUAUUGUACAACAUCUGAAGAUUAUUAGCUUUUCCUGAUGUGUUUUACUAUAAUAAGGUAUGUGAAGGAGAAAUACCUCUUGAACAUAAAACAUGAAAAACU